UCAGAGUCAAAUAUUGAACUUGAGGUGUUAAUAGAGUAUAACAGUACAGAAGAUUUUUCUAAAACAGAUAGAAAGCUACCAAAAAAAAUUCUUAAAGAAAUUCAUUUCUUGACUGUUGUGGCAAAAGCAAAUGCAACAAUACAAUAUCAAAUAAUUCAGAAGAAAUACAAAACUAGGAUACAUAGACCAGACCUCUAUAAUGCCAUUAGUAGAUUUCAUUAUAAUUCUGAACUAGAGAAAAAUGAUACAAGGUUAUUGUUAAAAAGAUUGUAUAAGAAAAAAAUUAAAGAUCCUCAUUAG
Messenger RNA from Cetraspora pellucida, 300 nucleotides. NCBI's taxonomy places the organism in Eukaryota, Fungi, Glomeromycota, Glomeromycetes, Diversisporales, Gigasporaceae. The record is from the annotation of a GenBank genome assembly.